Molecule: messenger RNA, 987 nt
Organism: Purpureocillium lilacinum
Lineage: Eukaryota; Fungi; Ascomycota; Sordariomycetes; Hypocreales; Ophiocordycipitaceae
Source: RefSeq, a predicted model, not a curated record
AUGAAGUUCUCGACGACACUGAGCCUGGCUCUCGCGCCACUGGCACUCGCCCGCAGGGUCCGUGACGUGCACCACCCUCGGUCUGAGAUCGAGUCCCUCGACGAGGAGACGGGCGUCGACAUCCUCGACGAGCGUGGCGUCAAGGUCAUCGAAGGCAUGAGGGGCGCGGGCAUCACCGUCAACUCGCGCACCGAGGUCAUCAUCAUCUGGGCCAACCCGGGAGGCGGCGCUCCCACCACGACCAUCAACCAGGCCGUCACCGUCACCAAGACGGUUACCGCCGGUGGCGGUGGCCAGGAGACCAAGCCGGCCGAGGCCCGGGCCACGCACACGGUCAAGGUCGGCGGGGCCGGCGGCCUGACCUUCCAGCCGCAAGAGCUUAGCAACGUCCCGGUCGGCGACAUGAUUGUCUUUGAAUUCGGCCAGCAGAGCCACAGCGUGACGCAGUCGUCGUUUGCCAAGCCCUGCGUGGCCCUGGCCGGCGGCAUGGACUCGGGCUUCGUGCCCAACCCCAACGGCACGGUCUCGCCGCCGCCGCGGGUCGCCAUGCAAGUCAUGACCACCGAGGCAACGUGGUUCUACUGCAAGCAAAAGGGCCACUGCGGCAAGGGCAUGGCCUUCUCCCUGAACCCUACUGCUGAGAAGACGCAUGCGCAGUUCCAGGCCGCGGCCAUCGCGCAGAACGGCACCGGCCAGGCGGCACCCAUCGCAGGCGGCAACGGCUCCAACACGGCCAGCCCUCCUCCGGCCAGCGUGAGCACAUCUGCCGCCGCGCCGGAGGCAACUGGCGGCAACGGUGGCGGGAACAACAACAACGCUGGCAACAACGGCUCCGUGACCCCCGGCCAGGGCACCGUCAACCCCGAUGGUAGCUGCAGCUGCGUCGUCACUUGCUCGUCCGGCGCAUUCCCCGCCCAAAACCAAGGCAUCGGCUCCUUCGGCGGCAUGGGAGGUGCUCUGCCCCUCAACAUAGCUCCGAUGAAGUAA